ACAAACAUACACACAUAUACACAGCGACAGCCUGUGCCAGAGCUCGCCUGCGCUGUCAGCUCAAGCCCUCUUAAAGCUGUUUUUUUUCUCUUCUCUCUCUCUUCUGGAGAUCUCUCCUGAACGCUGGAGAAAUAAGGACAAGAGGAGCCAGGGGAAGGGAAGGAGAGGACGAUCACAGGGGAAAGAAAAAGAAAACACGACCGGCAGCCUCUUAACUUGUGUCCCUGUUCAGUCAUUCUUCUGCAGGGAGUGUUUUCUGCUGUAGUUCAGGACUUUUCUUUUCUUUUUUUUGUGAGAGAGGGGGAUUGGGAAAAAAAGAGGGGCUGGAGUUCACAUGACAUAAUCGGAGUGAAUGGGUUGCCAUGGUGACUCACCCAGGGAGCCUGACCCGUACAGAGUGAAUGGAGGGAGCGCCUUGGACGCCAAGUGAGCGAUAAACUAAAGUAGGGGAAUCACCAGAGAGAGAGAGAAGGAGCGAAGGAGUGGUGGGAUACCAGAGGGAGCACAGAGGUGCCGAGCAGAGGCUGAGAAUGGAGGACGGUUUUUCCAGCUACAGCAGUUUAUAUGACACCUCAUCACUGCUACAGUUCUGCAACGAUGACAGUGCGUCAGCGGCCAGCAGUAUGGAGGUGACCGACCGCAUCGCCUCCCUGGAGCAGAGGGUCCAGAUGCAGGAGGAUGAGAUUCAGCUGCUCAAGUCCGCUCUAGCUGACGUGGUCCGCAGACUCAAUGUGUCUGAAGAGCAGCAGGCCAUGGGUGCACGCAGAGGACCCACCAAAGACCCCGCUAUGAUGAGAAAAUCUCCCUCAGCAGACAGCAAUGUUGGGAAGCCAGCCAGGCCAAUGAUCGCCACCCUGCCGUUACGGCCCACAGUAAACAACGGGACCGUCCUACCAAAGAAAGGCAGCGGGACUCUGCCAUCCCCAUCUGGAUCUGGAUCCAGGAAGGACACCAGCGUGCCAGCCAACAAGACUUUCUCCUCCCUGUCUCGUUCCUCCAGAAUUCUCUAUCUGCCCCUCAGCACUGUGAGGAGAGCCAAUUCUAAUGAACAAAUGGGGACACUCAAUCGGAAAGAUUCAGGUGACUCCAAGGGCAACCGAACCCGAGCCGGAUCCACCGGAAGCAACUCCAGCGGCAAAAGGAGUGACAGCAAACAGAGGGACCCAGUGUUCAAUGCAGGAAUGCGACGUGUGACCCACUGCAAAGAGGAGGGUUAUGUGAAAAUGUAUUUGAAAGGACGCCCCGUCACCAUGUACAUGCCCAAAGACCAAGUGGACAGCUACUGCCUGGAGGCAAGAGCAGAGCUACCUAGCAACAAACUCAAGCUGGACUGGGUCUAUGGCUACCGUGGUCGAGACUGUCGCUCCAACCUUUACUUGCUCCCCACUGGAGAAACGGUGUAUUUCAUCGCCUCCGUGGUCGUCCUGUUUAACGUGGACGAGCGGUUGCAGAGACACUACACCGGACACACAGACGACAUCAAAUGCCUGGCUGUCCACCCUGAUAAAAUCACCAUAGCAACUGGGCAGGUGGCGGGCACCUCCUCAGACGGAAAACAGCUGGCUCCUCACGUUCGUGUGUGGGACUCCGUCAGCCUCAACACCCUCCAUGUUCUGGGCACCGGCUUCUUUGACAGAGCGCUCGUCUGCUUGGCUUUCUCCAAGUCGAACGGAGGAAACACACUUUGUGUCGUCGACGACUCCAACGACCACGUCCUCUCUGUGUGGGACUGGCAGAAAGAGGACAGACUGGCUGAAGUUAAGUGCUCCAACGAGUCGGUGUUUGCUGCGGACUUUCACCCCACAGACAGCAACAUCGUGGUGACGUGUGGCAAGUCCCAUCUAUAUUUCUGGAACCUGGAGAAAGGCAUGCUGGUCAAGAAGCAGGGACUGUUUGAGAAACAAGAGAAGCCCAAGUUUGUGUUGUGCGUGACCUUCGCGGAAAAUGGAGACGCUAUAACCGGAGACUCGAGUGGGAACAUCCUGGUGUGGGGAAAAGGCACUAAUCGCAUCAGCCACGUCAUCCAAGGAGCUCACGAAGGCAGCAUCUUUGCUCUGUGCAUGCUGAGGAACGGCACUCUGGUGUCUGGGGGGAAAGACCGCAGGCUCAUUUCCUGGGACAGCAGCUACCAGCAGACACAAACGGUGGAGGUGCCUGAGUUGUUUGGUCCCAUCCGGACUAUAGCAGAGGGCAGAGGGGAGAGUGUGCUCAUCGGGACCACAAAGAACUUUGUUUUGAAAGGCAGUUUGGAUGGAGAGUUCAUGCCCAUUACACAGGGUCACACUGAUGAGUUGUGGGGUUUAGCCAUCCAUCCCUGGAAACCUCAGUUCCUGACCUGUGGGUAUGACAGGCAGGUCUGUCUGUGGGACUCAAGCUCCCAUCAGCUGAUCUGGUCCAAGAGCCUGGAAGAUGCUGCACAGUCAGCAGGUUUCCAUCCUUCUGGAGCUGUGGUUGCUGUAGGAACCCAGACGGGCAGGUGGCUGGUACUGGACACAGACUCUAAGGAUUUAGUCACAAUGCACACAGAUGGGAAUGAGCAGCUGUCGGUUAUGCGCUAUGGGCCAGAUGGUAACUUCCUGGCCAUCGGAUCCCACGACAACUACAUCUAUAUCUACGCUGUGGCAGAAAAUGGGAGGAAGUACAGUCGAGUGGGGAAGUGCUCGGGUCACUCCAGUUUCAUCACUCAUCUGGACUGGUCUGUGGACUCUCAGUACCUGGUAUCAAAUUCAGGCGACUAUGAGAUACUGUACUGGAUCCCAUCAGUGUGUAAACAGGUGGUCAGCGUGGAGACAACCAGAGAUAUUGAGUGGGCCACCCACACCUGCACUCUGGGCUUCCAGGUCUUUGGCCUGUGGCCCGACGGCUCAGACGGCACCGACAUCAACGCCGUGUGCAGAUCCAACGAUAAGAGCCUCCUGGUUACCGGAGACGACUUUGGGAAGGUCCACCUCUUCUCAUACCCCUGCUCACAGUUCAGGGCUCCCAGCCAUGUUUACGGUGGCCACAGCAGUCACGUGACCAAUGUAACCUUCCUGUAUGAUGACAGCUACCUGGUGUCGACAGGUGGGAAGGACAUGAGCGUGAUGCAGUGGAGGAUAGUCUGAGCGAGCACAGAAAUGGAUACUGUCCAGCUUCUCGCUGCUGCUGCUGCUGCUGCUGCUGCGGCUGAAGCAAAGUGAACCAAACUGCACUAAACUGAACCAAACCAAACUGAAACGAACUCAUACGCUAACACAGAUGUGGAUCUGAAUUAACUGAAGUGGUUUUGAUUGAAGAGAAACUUUUUGACCUGAGGUUUCCUUUCCCCGAUCCACACACAGAUCCUAACUGCGACAAACUGUCGGGGGUCUGACAUGCGCCUGCUUGAAAGACAAAAAUCCUCUUAUUUCCCCCUUUCUCUGUCUCCGCACUACAUGUAAAAAGAAAAGAAAUCUCCCCCUCGCGUACUGUAGCCUUGCACCCAGCGACAUUAAACAAAACAAAUCAAACGGAUCAAUGCGAAAACCAAAGGCCCUGUCUGACCCGAUGGGUGCGUUUUUACAGUUUGGCUUCACUGUCCUUGUGUAGUACACACUCCUGCCACCAGAUAAUGGACUGAAGAGGUUUGUUUUGCUGCCUUUCAGAGCCCCUCCAGACUGAACUGGAGAUCCGAGAACACUGCAACAAAAACUGUGCACAGAAGGAAAUACAGUGUGAUUUUUUUCUAAUUGUCAAACUUUUAUUUUGUAUUUAACAACUCAGGAAAGCACUAGUGAAGCAAGGCCCUUCCCCGUUUUGUUAACACUGUCACAUCAGAAAGAGUCUCUGAAAAAACAUCUCACUAAAAUAUCCAAACGUCUCAUUAACGGUUAAUAUUAGAUCCAACUUUUGUUCAGCCAUUAUUGCUUUGUUGGUUUUGUGGGACUGAGGAGGAUACUGUGAGUGAGGAGGUUGUUACCCACUAUUUAAAACCAGAAGGAUCUAAUAAGAAAUUUAUUUGAACAUAUUCAAAUUGUUUGUGCUUCCAUCUCUUUACACAGGACCCCUUUCCUAUUAUUUAUUAAUUGUGCGUAAAAUCCUUCACUGCCAGCUUGAUUUCCUUUGACCCUUUUUCCUGCAAUAAAUCUCUGUUUAGAUCGGUAGAUGUACUAAAAAGCUUGAAACUGAUCUGAGGACGUUGUGGGUGAAAUAUACACUAUUUUGGUUUGCUAGGUUUCUCUGACUUUUGCCUGGAGUGCAAGGAGAAUCAAAAUGAAGCGUAUGCUGAGGUUUUCAGUGAUGUGAAGCCCUUUCAAAUCUGUGUCUUUCCACUUUUUAUUGUACCUACAUCAGUUUAUGAAGGGGAAGAAUGAGACCAUUACACUGUAACUGUCUGAUGUGCUUCUCAGCUGUGCGCCAUCAGUCACUGGCAAGGUAUUUAACAGAACUGUUGAGAUGUUUUUUGGGGGUUUUUUCUAUAAUGCACUGCUUCUGCCUGAUUUAAAAAAAAAAAAUACAGCAGGUCUAUUAAGCUAAUUAACAUUUAGCACUUACUGGAGCUUUUCAUAAACCAAUGUCUGCUCUCAGGCUUUAAAGCUGUCUGCCAUCCGAUCAGUGGUACGAUGUGUAGCAUGUCACACUCCUUAUGGUUAACAGAAAAGCCAAAUGAGCACACGUGCAUGAGUAAAUGGGACUUUUUUUUACGUGAUAAUUGGUUGGGGUUUAGCUGAUUUUAGUGUGAACAUAGCUGCUGCUGUUAUGAGGCACACUGAGGUGGUUUAAAAAUCCUGAAGGCUGGCUGAUUGUUUUAUCGGUUUAUGUCCUUUUAUCAGGAAAAUUUCUGAUCUUUUAACAACAGUGAUUUAAAGCUGCCACUCUGCAGAGUGAAUGUAACAUUUAUUUGUCUUACCACUUUAACACUUGGGGCUGCAAAAUACCAUUGAACAUUAAAAUCUCUCUGGAAGUAAAUGAUGAAAUACAAA
Messenger RNA from Maylandia zebra (zebra mbuna), 4940 nucleotides. RefSeq names its product EMAP like 1 (gene eml1). The record is from RefSeq and is a predicted model, not a curated record. Gene Ontology annotation, cellular component: mitotic spindle. NCBI's taxonomy places the organism in Eukaryota, Metazoa, Chordata, Actinopteri, Cichliformes, Cichlidae. Gene Ontology annotation, molecular function: microtubule binding. Gene Ontology annotation, biological process: microtubule cytoskeleton organization.